Messenger RNA from Paramuricea clavata, 1681 nucleotides. NCBI's taxonomy places the organism in Eukaryota, Metazoa, Cnidaria, Anthozoa, Malacalcyonacea, Plexauridae. The record is from the annotation of a GenBank genome assembly.
AACGAAAUUAGUGUCGAAACAAUCUCAGAAGUUAAAAACCAUCUGUUAACGUCAUUAGAAGAGUUGAACACAAGAAAGAAGGAGAAAAAAUUGAUCGCUGACUUGUGGUGUCAUUUUGGAAAAGCUCUUGUUUCUAGCGUUGAUGAAGGUAAUAACGUAGUAUAGAAACAUAUUUAAGAUGUAAUGUAACAUUGUGUAAAAACAGAUUGGUUAAAUAACCAAUUUUAAUUGCUUAUCUCAGCUGCGAAUAUAUUUGACCAAUAUUUUAUUGGUUAAAACAAUCAGGAAGUGGGUCAUUUUAACCAAAUUUUCGGUUGUUUUCACUAAAUGGUAUUGGUCAAAAGAAAAUACAUCUUAGACAUCUUAGACAACCAAUUCAAAUUGGUUAUUUUUAACCAGUCUACUUUUAGAGCGUGUUAAUUAGUCUGAAAAUAAAUAAUUAAGAUUAAAUCGAAACAUUACUCUUCAAAAAUUUUUUUAAUCAAAAUACGAGGCUCUAUUUUCUAUUACAUUAAGCUAAUAGUGAGAUCUUUUGACGCCCAGAAACACUAACAAUUUCAACAUCUCAAAACUACAAGAUUAGAUGCAUAAAACAACAACUAAAUUGGGGCAGGAAAAGCUCGCUGAAAUAGCUUUAGAGUAAAAUAUUCUGCUGAGCGGUCAUGAAUAGGCAAACUCCCCUAAUAAGGGUCUGUGAGACGCUACGAAGAGAAUAUUAACGAGCUUCAGCAACCGACGUCUUUAUCAACAUGCUUGUCAGAUUGCCUAGCGGGGACUGGAUGAAAAACUUUGUUUGUAUCAGUUUGUGGUAAUGUUGAACACAUAUGACAAAACAUAGAGGUUUUACACAGGAGCCUGGGGUGAAAAAAAACGCCAACAUUGCUUAUACCAAUGACAAAAACGUCGCUUGCGUAAUCUCAUUAUUUGGCUUGAAAGUGCUCACCGCCGUUGAUAUAAAGUUCAUUCUCUCCGCAGUCAACGCGGCGAUUUCGCUUAUUUCUUUCAUUCAUAUCAUUAACACAAACCUGGUCGUAAACAAGAAAGUUUGGAAUCCCAUCGGUGAAUUAUGCUUCUUUGCAGAAUCGUCGCCAUGUGCCCACCAUUUCAUAAAAAAUGCAAAAAUUCCCAACUAUAGCAGCACGGCAUUGCGGCAAUGGGACCCAAAGUCUACUAAAGGACAAAUCGCGUGAAGUCUGCUUGUCUGAACUUACGUUUACAAACAUCCAUUAUAGAUGAACUGUCGUGAAGUUGUACGUUACUAAAACACUGACUUUUCUUUAUUUGGAACUUCACUGGCUUUUAAUUCGAACUCACAGUCACUACUUCGCAGUUAUUACCUUCUUGAUAUUUUUUCCAGAAAUCUUUAUGAUCCAUAUUCUUAUUAUAAAAAUAUUUUUUUAAUAUAGAGGAAACUGGGAAGACUUUCACGCCAGUCGAUUUCGAUCGACGACUAAUGAAGAUAGUCAGCAACAAUAUGGACGAGCAUGCAGCCUACUGGAAAAUUUCGUUUGAAGAGGGCGUUGAUCCAUCAGUUGAAGACGCACUUCCAGAAUCGGAAGAUGACCUCCACAGAUUUCCUCGUCUUAAGCUAGUUCAUACACAGUGGCGUUACGAUUUUGGCUUUGGAACUCCAUCAUGUAUGUCUAAUUAUAUUGUAUAUUUCAAGUGCACUUUUUGUUAA